Pleurotus ostreatus (oyster mushroom) is the source of this 1083-nucleotide messenger RNA. RefSeq lists its product as uncharacterized. Lineage: Eukaryota; Fungi; Basidiomycota; Agaricomycetes; Agaricales; Pleurotaceae. The record is from RefSeq and is a predicted model, not a curated record. The transcript has 6 exons. Gene Ontology annotation, cellular component: perinuclear endoplasmic reticulum; endoplasmic reticulum membrane; cortical endoplasmic reticulum. Bases 1 to 1083 code for a protein of 360 amino acids. Gene Ontology annotation, biological process: septin ring assembly; endoplasmic reticulum inheritance.
AUGUACAAUGCCUGGCUCCUAUGGACUGCAGUGUCCAACGCUGCACGACUCUCUACAGUUCUCCAAAUCCUCAUUUUCCUGCCACUCACUUUGGCGACACUCUCGACGCCCGCCUUCCUCCUUCUCUCCCUGCUACUCAGCGUACACUCUUUGAUCCAUGGCACGAUGAUCCUGAUGUGGGGCAGUGAGGCCCUUUCCGUCCUGCAGGUCCCGAUGCACCCAUUCCUACUCCUCGUUUGUUUCAACGUGUUCUCUUCAUCGGUCAAUCCAUGGCUGGCGACAAUCACCAACCUGUGGGGCACCGUGUUGAAGUACGGUGGCCCCUUGUUCAUCAUGAUGGAGGGACUAUCAAGUCUUUUGGUAGCCCAGAAACUCGGACAGGAGGGCAAGAAAUUUGUGGGGGACGAUGAAGUCCGGCAGUUUGGAGUGCUGAUACUCACCGCCAUCGGAUAUGUAACAUCUGCAUGGUGGAUCGCAGUCUCUUAUCCCGCCGCGGCUGUUUCCCCUCUUUCUUCGACUCUCUUGGGUGUUGCUUUAACUGCGUUCCUCUUUCUCACCAUCAUCGGAUUUGCACUGCGUCGGACAAACAUAAUUGAAUCCUCCAGUUUGCUGCUUUUCCUGGCUUACAACGUGUGGCUCUGUGGAAUCGAUCAAGCGUCAUUCUCGGACCCAGCCUCUUCUUAUGCGCCUCUUCUUCCCAAUAUUCUGGCUCAUUUCCAAGCGCUUCUAAAUUUCGUGACAAAUACACUUCCGAAACCUGUACUCGCUGCACUUCUUUACCGUCUUGCAAUACUCCAUUUAGCUUCCCGCAUUCUACCCACUAUUGGCGGGGACAGCUGGGAAUCUGAUGAGGGCGUCGAUAGUCGAUGGGAUGAUCGGCCGACCUCCACACUAACCCGUAUUCUGCUGACAUAUCGUCAAACCAUCUUUGUUGCUGUAUAUUCUCAUCUGCUCCUGCUUGAUCAUUCUUCACAGGUUUGGUGGCGAUGGAUGAAUGUAUUCUUCACGCUGUUCAUAUGGGGGGUAGAGCUUCUGGUCAGCAACGAAGACGAUGAGGUCGCAAAGGAUUGGAAGGUAGACUAA